Molecule: messenger RNA, 1164 nt
Organism: Dentiscutata erythropus
Lineage: Eukaryota; Fungi; Glomeromycota; Glomeromycetes; Diversisporales; Gigasporaceae
Source: the annotation of a GenBank genome assembly
AUGACUUUACGGAUAGCAACUAAGUCUGUUUUUCCAGCCAGCCGUAUUUUUCCCAACAGUCUCUUACGAGAGUAUAGAAAAGGACAUUUCCAAAAAAGUAUUUCGUUUCGUUCACAAAAAUUAUCAUAUUCAACUCCUCACGAUAUUUCAGAAAAAGUUCUUAAAUAUUAUGAAGGCCUGAAAAAUCAUGAUCGAUAUUAUUUAGCCAAAGCUAUAACAUUAGUUGAAUCGUCGCGUAAGGAUCAUAAAUAUCAAGCACAACAAUUGCUCUCCAUUAUUCUCGAUGUUCAGCAUUCUUUAGGCAAUGAUGUACCGACAUUCAGAAUUGGCCUUUCUGGUCCGCCUGGCGUAGGAAAAUCUACAUUCAUCGAACGUUUUGGAAUGCAUGUACUUUCUCAGGAUCAUCGUGUAGCUGUUCUUGCCAUAGAUCCAUCCUCAUCUCGGACAGGUGGAUCAAUUUUAGGUGAUAAAACCCGUAUGCUUGAAUUGUCACGCCAAGAUGACGCGUAUAUUCGGCCAUCUGCAAGUCACGGCACACUUGCUAGAAACACUAAUGAAGCUUUAAUCAUGUGUGAAGCUGCUGGUUUCGAUGUGUGUCUUGUUGAAACAGUGGGAGUUGGUCAAUCAGAAACUGUGGUAGCAGAUAUGGUUGACAUGUUUGUUUUGAUGGUUCCGCCUGCAGGUGGAGAUGAAAUACAGGGUUUGAAAAAAGGCAUUGUUGAAAUUUCUGAUUUGAUAGUUGUCAACAAAGACGAUGGUGCUAUGGAAAGUGCAGCUAGAGAAGCAGUUACCGAAUAUACUAGCGCCCUAAAAUAUCUCCAGCACAAUACAUCGUGGACACCUCGGGUUACCAGUGUGUCUUCAAAAACAAGUAAAGGAGUGAAUAAUGUAUGGAAUGUUAUACUCGAAUAUUUCAACGUAAUGAGGAAUUCUGGCGAGUUGCAAAAAAGGCGAGGGAAUCAGCGAAAAUUAUGGAUGUGGCGCCAAAUAAAAUCCGAACUUCUAAAUAGAUUGAAUUCGGAUGAAUCUAUUAGAAAACUUGUUGAUGUGUUGGAAAAAAAAGUAUUUGAUGGGAAAAUGACAUCUGGUACAGCUGCUGAUUAUGUUGUUGAUGUUUUUACUCAUAAAAUCACACAAAAUUCGAAUCAUGGUAUAACCUACUAA